AUGUCUGUUCCCACUCGAGGACGUGGUAGACCACCGCGACAAAGUUAUAUCAAUAACAAUAACAAUACCAAUGGUAAUAACGGUGGUACACCAACUUUAAACUUGUCUCAAAACAACAACAAUAAACGUACGUCACAUGUUCUCAUCUCAUAUUCAUCAAUCUUCAUUCUUUCUUAUCAUUCUUCCACCUCAUCUCAAUUAUGUGAACAUUAG
Kwoniella shivajii is the source of this 213-nucleotide messenger RNA. RefSeq lists its product as uncharacterized. The transcript has a single exon. Lineage: Eukaryota; Fungi; Basidiomycota; Tremellomycetes; Tremellales; Cryptococcaceae. The coding region runs from base 1 to 213 and encodes 70 amino acids. The record is from RefSeq and is a predicted model, not a curated record.